This is a messenger RNA of Manis pentadactyla (Chinese pangolin), 2338 nucleotides long. RefSeq names its product septin 5 (gene SEPTIN5). Lineage: Eukaryota; Metazoa; Chordata; Mammalia; Pholidota; Manidae. Gene Ontology annotation, cellular component: septin complex; cell division site; synaptic vesicle. Bases 228 to 1364 code for a protein of 378 amino acids. Gene Ontology annotation, biological process: regulation of exocytosis; cytoskeleton-dependent cytokinesis. The transcript has 11 exons. The record is from RefSeq and is a predicted model, not a curated record. Gene Ontology annotation, molecular function: GTP binding; GTPase activity; molecular adaptor activity.
GGGCCGGUCCGCAGCGGCAGGAGGAUGGCUUGCAAGGCCUCCCGGGUCGGUGGCAUCCCGGGUGGGCAACGUCCCCUCGCCAGUCGUCAGUUCCCACAUCCGUAAAUCGGGGCUAGAACAGGGCUUCAAGGCACUACCGCGCGUAAGUCCCUGGAGAACGCCUGGCUUUGGAGCCUGACGGGGUCUGAGGCCCCCACGCAGCAGGCAGAGUCUAGGGGUUCUCUGCCAUGGACUCGCUGGCAGCACCCCAGGACCGCCUGGUGGAGCAGCUGUUGUCCCCUCGGACCCAAGCCCAGAGGAGGCUUAAGGAUAUCGACAAGCAAUACGUGGGCUUCGCCACACUGCCCAACCAGGUGCACCGAAAGUCCGUGAAGAAGGGCUUUGAUUUCACACUCAUGGUAGCUGGUGAGUCGGGCCUGGGGAAGUCCACACUGGUCCACAGCCUCUUCCUGACCGACUUGUACAAGGACCGGAAGCUGCUUAGUGCUGAGGAGCGCAUCAGCCAGACAGUAGAGAUCCUGAAGCACACAGUGGACAUCGAGGAGAAGGGGGUCAAGCUGAAGCUCACCAUUGUGGACACGCCCGGCUUUGGGGAUGCUGUCAACAACUCUCAGUGCUGGAAGCCCAUCACCGACUAUGUGGACCAGCAGUUUGAGCAGUACUUCCGGGAUGAGAGCGGCCUCAACCGCAAGAACAUCCAAGACAACAGGGUGCACUGCUGCCUGUACUUCAUCUCCCCCUUCGGGCACGGGCUGCGGCCCGUGGACGUGGGCUUCAUGAAGGCUCUGCACGAGAAGGUGAACAUUGUUCCCCUCAUCGCCAAAGCGGACUGUCUCGUCCCCAGCGAGAUCCGGAAGCUGAAGGAGCGGAUUCGGGAGGAGAUUGACAAGUUUGGGAUCCACGUGUACCAGUUUCCUGAGUGUGACUCAGACGAAGAUGAGGACUUCAAGCAGCAGGAUCGGGAGCUGAAGGAGAGCGCACCCUUCGCUGUUAUCGGCAGCAACACGGUGGUGGAGGCCAAGGGGCAGCGGGUCCGGGGGCGACUGUACCCCUGGGGGAUCGUGGAGGUGGAGAACCAGGCGCACUGCGACUUUGUGAAGCUGCGCAACAUGCUCAUCCGAACGCACAUGCAUGACCUCAAGGACGUGACGUGCGAUGUGCACUACGAGAACUACCGUGCACACUGCAUCCAGCAGAUGACCAGCAAACUGACACAGGACAACCGUAUGGAGAGCCCCAUCCCCAUCCUGCCACUGCCCACCCCGGAUGCUGAGACGGAGAAGCUCAUCAGGAUGAAGGACGAGGAGCUAAGGCGCAUGCAGGAGAUGUUGCAGAAGAUGAAGCAGCAGAUGCAGGACCAGUGACUCCGCCCCAGCUCCAUGUUGCCAUGGAUACACUGCCAGUUUGCAGGCUGGCCCUUCCCACCCCUGGACCCUAACUGGCCUGGACUCAACCCUGGAUUCAUCUGGAUCCCCUACAGGCCUGGACAGAGCCCCAAUCCCAGAAUGGUCCAGACCCAGACUGUUCCUGCCCUGACCUGGAAACGCAGGGUCACAGCCCCCAGCCACCCCUAAUUUAUUCUCAGCACCAAUUCCUCCCUCAUUUGUACCUGCUUCCGGGGGGCCUGACAACACCACGUACAGCUGGGCCCUCUGGCCUUGGGGGGCAGUGGCUGGGCUGGGAGUGACUUCUGAGAUCUACCCCUACCCCAGAAGUUCACAUGCUUAGACUCCAGUCCCUACUCGGGGAGGGAGGGUGCACCAAGGCAGAGAGGAGCAGGCCCCCAGGACCCCGGGCUUAGACCCCACCCCAGUGCUGCCGAGCAGACCUGGCAGCCCUCAUGUGCCUGCCUCCACAGGCCGCCCAGCAUAUGUGGGGACCUUACUUUGGCGGAGGUAGGCCCGGCCCUUCCUUACCUCCUCACCCCUCUGCCCUGUCACCACUGCGUAGCUCAGCAGGCUGGGUGGGCAGCCGAAGUGCUUUGGGUCCCUCUAGACCUAAGGAGGCCGGCUGGCUGUGGGCAGUGAGGACCUCUAAGGCCGGGAGGCCUGCGACCGCCCAUGCUCCUCCCCCAUGGCAGUGGCCUGGCCUGAGGGCUCCAGGACAGCGGGCAGUGGGCAACUUGGCAAACUCUUACCCAUAGACUGCCACUCCCUGCCUGUCGCUGGAGGUCCCUGUGUCCCUUCCCCCUGGCAGGACGGUCGCCCUGGGUUCCCUAGCCCUUGGCCCCAUCUCUCCACCCGCAUGAUCCCUUUCCCCAAACCCCAUUCUCCAGUUUUGUUCAGUUGUGAAUGCCGCCUCCUGUCCCGGUGACAGGAGAACAGUGUUGGUGAACGUC